GCCAUCACAACAUCCACUAGCUGCGUUAGCUGCUAGCAAGAUAAGCUCAGCCCAAAUUUAGAAAAUAUUUACUGUGUUAUCAUCGAUGAAGUUAAACUGCAGUCCGGACAUAUCGACUGUGGAGCGCCACGAAGCUGAAGGCAUGAUCGACGAUUUCGGGAGUCACGAAGCCCGGUCCAGCGGAGAGCUGUGGUCGGAGAUCUGUUCGGGGCUGCCGGAACAGAGGAUGGGGGGUGAAGAGGCGGCGGAGUUCACCGAUUCCUUCCAGCCCCCGCUGCAGGAGAGCGACCAUGCCAGCGCAGCGAACGGCAUCCCCUGGGAGCCCAUGGCGGACUCAGAGGUCUACAUCGCCAGUCUAGAAAACCGUUUAAGGAGAAUCAAGGGCCAGUCUCAGGAAGUGACCUCAAGGGAAAUGCUUCGCACUCUCUCUCAGGCCAAGCAGGAAUGCUGGGAUAGAUUCCUUUAUGGUGCACAAGGAUCAGAUCUCUUUCAAGAGGGAAGUGACAUGGAUGAGAGCGCUCUGGAGCAUCUGAAACGGUGGCUGCAGCCGGAGAAAGUGGCCAUCAGUGCAGAGGAGCUGGAGUACCUCCUCCUCCCGGAGCAGGGCGGAGAGCGGGCAGUGCGAGGAGCAGCUGCAGAGACGCAGACGGAGGAGAGGCCAGAGGAGGAGGGGAGCCAGGCUCCAGAAAAAUAGACCCACUGUGGAAACACCCGCGUUAUUCAUCUAGCUCUAAAGAACACCACCUCAGCAGUGUCGUACAGCACAGGUAUCAUUCAGGUGCUGUCUCCCUAGUUUCCAUAAUUUACUCAUUUAUGGGGAAAGGGUGCUUAAACUCCUGUCUCAUAUCGUUCUUGUCAGAGGGGAAAUCCUGGUGUUUUUGUUCACAGUUGUAGGUUAUAUAACCUUUCAUUCCAUGAUCUAAUUAUCUUGUUGGUCCUGAAAUGCAAUUGAAUCUGUAAA
Molecule: messenger RNA, 961 nt
Organism: Megalops cyprinoides (Indo-Pacific tarpon)
Lineage: Eukaryota; Metazoa; Chordata; Actinopteri; Elopiformes; Megalopidae
Gene: ccdc32
Product: coiled-coil domain containing 32
Exons: 4
Coding region: 86-694 (202 amino acids)
Biological process (GO): cilium organization
Source: RefSeq, a predicted model, not a curated record